Messenger RNA from Paramormyrops kingsleyae, 1741 nucleotides. The record is from RefSeq and is a predicted model, not a curated record. Lineage: Eukaryota; Metazoa; Chordata; Actinopteri; Osteoglossiformes; Mormyridae.
CGCUGCGUCUAUUAGCUAUUCCGAUAGUGUAUGGAUGGGCCAUUUACCGUCUUAUGGAGGUUUUCAACACAGUCCAGAUAAAAUAGAGAUCAGUUGGAAAGCACAGUUGCUGCGCAUUUUUGACGUCUCACACCAGGAAUUGGUCAAUGAAGAGAAAGUGGUAUCUAGAGGUUUCCACCUAGAGAUGUCACAACGACAUUGCCAUAGUUUUUUUCAUUCCCACUGAAAGGAGAACGAGGUUUAUUUUAAGAAUUUUCUAUUAUAUGACCUCCUCCUAAAUGUGUGUGUGCGUGUGUAUAUAUUUAUAUACCAGUGGCCUGUACUACGAAGCCGGGUUACUGGUUUAUCGGGGUAACUUGUCAGAUUUAAGGUACCACAGUUUAAAUGGACUUCAUAUUCGUUCACUUACAUUUUGCCCAGACUACCUUAAAUAACCCCGAUAAGCCAGUAACCCCGCUUCGUAGUACAGGCCACUGGUUUUCAAAUUUUUGUUUUUGACAGGUCAGAAGUGUUUCGUUUUCCCGUUGCAAAAUUACCGAUAAAUUACUUCUCAAAGGCAUCGCUUCAAAAUCACUAGAGACUUGUCAAAGCUAUGCCUCCUGAGAAGAAGAGGAAGGUCAAUGUUACGGUGCAGCCAGCGAUUGCCAGGCAGUAUUUAGCUGAACAUUUCAAGGAUUAUGGAGAGGAACCUUCAACGCCUCUUGUAGAUGAACCUUCACCUAUUGUUAAGGAAGAUGAUAAUGACAGACCAACCCCAUGCAAAGAUUCUGAAGAGGUUCUUGUCCUUCAAGAAAGUGACUCCCCAGUUAUUAAGUCAACUCCUCUUCCACUGUCACCACAACCAGGACCUUCAAGUACUGUUUCUCUCAGAAGUGACCAGAUGACUCCACGGAAAGCAAAAAUGAAACAGGAAACUGAAUCAGCUCGUCUCCAUAAUAUCGAUGCUGAGGAGUUAAUGGGGAUGUUUUCGGCUGCUCAGCGACGUGGGCCAAGUGCAACCCUUUGUUUUCUUUCGUGCCGCAUGAGGGCAAUAAAGAAUAGAACAGUGAAAUAUCUACACAGUCUUGAUGAGGAGAAAAGGGAUAAGAUCUUGAAGAAAGCUGUUUCAUAUGGCAGGCAACAGAGGAUGAAAAGGCGUAAAAGGCAAAAAUAUCUUAGUGAUGAGUUGAUCAAAAGACAAGAUGAGAAGAAACAGGCCAGGCAUUCAGCGAAAAGAAGGGAAUUGGAAAGGAACAUGAAAUACGGUCUAGAAUCUGUCCUUAAAGAUUUCACUGUCAAUGAGGAAACCAAAGAACAGAUUCAAGACAUUCUUGAUGGCAGAGCAGUAGGAAGAAAUAUUGCACAUGUUUGGAAUGAGGAUGGCAACAUUGUAUCAUAUAAUGGGAGAAUAGAGAAGCUCAAGAAAGCUUCAUGUAAAUACAGGGUGUCAUAUUGGAAUCAUGAUGGGGCAUAUGAAGAUGCUGAAGAUUAUGACAUGUCAAUAUUUGCCUUGGCUGUUGAUCUCCUUCUUGGAGAUCUCAUUCUUUCAGACUAACAUUGACUAACUUACUCAGGAUGUUUUUGCAUAAAGACUUCAUAGAUUUGAUCAGUUGGCUGAACACAGACAGUUUAUUCAUAUAUAUCAUAGAUGGUAGGACUAUUACUAUAUUAUUAUUAUUAUUCUAUUCAUGCAGAGACUAGUUUUGAAUAUUCCAAGUGGAUUAACAAGAGACUUUAAUAAAGUUUGUUUCAUUUUAAGGAA